This is a messenger RNA of Phyllopteryx taeniolatus (common seadragon), 1513 nucleotides long. It is a transcript of the gene anp32b, whose product is annotated as acidic (leucine-rich) nuclear phosphoprotein 32 family, member B. The record is from RefSeq and is a predicted model, not a curated record. Lineage: Eukaryota; Metazoa; Chordata; Actinopteri; Syngnathiformes; Syngnathidae. Gene Ontology annotation, cellular component: nucleus. Gene Ontology annotation, molecular function: histone binding. Gene Ontology annotation, biological process: regulation of apoptotic process. The transcript is spliced from 7 exons. Bases 88 to 876 code for a protein of 262 amino acids.
GCAUCGCUCUACGUUUUGGACUGAAGGACCCUCUUAAGGAAAAACAAAAAAGCCCCGGCGAGAAAAGUUUCACCUCCGGCGGGCAUCAUGUAUAUGGAAAACAGGAUCCACUUGGAGCUAAGAAACAAGACACCGUCUGAAGUACGAGAACUCGUCCUCGACAACUGCCAAACGGUCCACGGAAAUACCGAAGGCCUCACAGAUGAGUUUGUCAACCUGGUUUUCCUCAGUUUGAUAAAUGUCGGCUUAUCAUCGAUCUCCAAUAUACCCAGACUAGAAAAACUCAAAAAGCUGGAGUUGAGCGACAACAAAAUCAGCGGCGGCCUGGAGGUCUUAGCGGAGCAACUCCCCAACCUCACACAUCUACAUCUGAGCGGCAACAAUUUGAAAGAGAUCAGCACGUUGGAACCACUGAAAAAGCUGAAACACCUGAAAAGUUUGGACCUGUUCAAGUGCAAAGUGACCUUCAUGAGCGACUACAAGGACAGCGUGUUCAAACUGCUGCCCCAGCUUACCUACCUGGACGGCUUUGACUGCAAGGACAAGGAGACUUCCGAUUCCGACGUAGAGGUGGACGGAGACGGCGUGGAUGACGACGACGACGAAGAGGACGAGGAAGACGAGGACGAUGACCUUGACGAGGAAGAUGACGAGGAAGAUGACGAGGAAGAGGUUGAGGGAGAAGAGGACGAUGAAGAGGUCAGCGGAGAAGAUGAGGAGGAAGACUAUGGACUGGAUGGGGAAGUAGAUGAUGAAGAAGAAGAUGAGGAGGAAGAGGAUGAAGACACGGCAACUGGCAAAGGUGAGAAGAGAAAGCGAGACCCAGACGACGAAGACGAGGACGACGACGAAGACGACGACGACGACGACGACUAGAAAGCAAGAGGAGCGAAUUUAGCGACUUCCUCCCCCCUCCUAGCAACCCGAACGUCCGACUUCCUCCAACUUGCAACCCCCCACCCCCCCUUCUCCCCUUGCACCCUCCCCCAUGCUCCAAGCUCUUUUUCUGGGCCAAGACUGUACUGGAUGGGUGGUUCGUGUGGACCAACCGCCACCAGCAACCCCCCCUCCCACCAAACAACUUUUUUUUACCUACCACCCCUUCCGCCUCUCCUCCAUGGACCUGAGAGCCCCCCAACAGCCCUGGGGUUCUCAGGCAGCCUUGCCACUCAGCAUUCCACAAUUUCACUGUCAAUCCCGCGUUAUGUAUCCCGUGUGAGGACUUUGGGACUGGUCUAGUUUUUGGGUCUGUGCUUUUAAUAUUUUGUUGACUGAAAUUUUUUUUUGUUUUUUUUGUUGGCUUUAUUAUUUCUCUUUCUUUUUGUGUUGUUUCCUUUCGCCCCCUCAACUACCACCCUCCCAAUAAAAUUAUUGCUAUAGCAGCUGUGCAGCCAGUGAGCCAUGCAGUUUUUGAUUAUUGGCAUGGGCACUUGUUGCACAAGUCAUGGUUGUAGCGACAUUUUUACUUUCUGUAUGACAAGACAACAACUUUGUAAAUAAAAUGUUAACAUUU